UCAAAACGCAGCACUUGGUCCCGAACUAGUAAUGUCAUCAUCCUCAAACAGUAAUGUUGCACAGCUCCAGCAAAUGGGUCAAGUGGCUGGAACAGGACCAGAUGAGGUUUUUCAACAUGGAACUAUUGGGAAAUUCAUCAGAAUGGAAUUGGAAGGAGGCUUCUCAUCAUUCGUUCGAUGCAUUUACGAAGCGAAGCGAACGAAUAACAACACAGUAACACUGGUAUGUGAACGAGAUCAAGAGUGCUGUGAGCACGGAUGCUGUCCAAAGGAUCAGCAUUGGAUGGCUGGAGUCUACGUUCUUUUGGCGUUCGUUCUUCUGGUAUUUGUGGUUGGAACGUGUCUCAUGAUUUGUUGUUAUCAGAGAUCAAAGAAUCGUCAGCGAAAAGAGGAGUUAGAGGCCGCUGAAUUCAGAAAUGCGGGUGGAUAUGCUCCGUCUCAGGUGGGCGGUGGAGCCUAUUCUUCGUAUGGUGGGCCAACAUAUUAGCUCAAUUCUUCUUCUCAUGUGCCAAUCACUCACUAAAUUCUCAUAUUUAUGACUUAUCUGUAUAUAACCUAUAUACAUGCCUUCACUUAAACUAUUCUAAUGUAUGCGCCCAUUUUCACUUUCAUUCGCUUUUUCAUCUGUAGUCUUUUUCACCGUUUUCUGCUCAACUCACCCAAUACAUACCAAAAAAGGUUUUGAAUCUACUGAAUCUGAAUCAUCCAUUUGUUUUUUGAUUUCAAUUCGAAUGAAUCGUUUCUUUUUUA
Molecule: messenger RNA, 750 nt
Organism: Caenorhabditis elegans
Lineage: Eukaryota; Metazoa; Nematoda; Chromadorea; Rhabditida; Rhabditidae
Gene: F26F12.4
Product: CX domain-containing protein
Exons: 3
Coding region: 32-487 (151 amino acids)
Source: RefSeq, marked reviewed